Molecule: messenger RNA, 1257 nt
Organism: Lotus japonicus
Lineage: Eukaryota; Viridiplantae; Streptophyta; Magnoliopsida; Fabales; Fabaceae
Exons: 2
Coding region: 1-1257 (418 amino acids)
Source: RefSeq, a predicted model, not a curated record
AUGGCCACCUCUAGUUCUACCCCUGGCUCUCCACGCGGCACCCCAACUAGUGACACCGCCACUACUAUGGUCACUCCACCUAUUCCGCCGGUUAAGCCUGACUUUCAUCCGGCCCUUGCUGUGACUAACAUCAAAAACAACAUCCCUUUCAAACUCGAGCUCGACAAGGAUCAUUAUGCUUUGUGGGCUGAGUUGUUUGAAACUCAUGCUCACGCUACUCAGGUGCUCCACCACAUCAUUCCUCAAGUUGGCAUGGAGCCUCCUACGCGCACCGAUGCUUCCUAUGCCCGGUGGGCCACUCUUGACUCUACUGUCAAACAGUGGAUUUAUUCCACCAUCUCCUUUGACCUUCUCGCCACUGUUAUGGAGAAAGGUUCUACUGCUAUGGCUACUUGGAACCGUAUAGCUUCUAUGUUUGAGGACAAUCAGAACUCCCGUGCUGUCGCCCUCGACCAGGAUUUCAUCUCCACUCGCAUGGAGGAUUUUCCUAAUGUUUCGGCCUAUUGUCAACGUCUGAAACAUAUCUCUGAUCAGUUGAGGAAUGUUGGUGCCCCUGUUAGUGAUCAUCGUCUUGUUCUCCAGUUGGUCUCUGGUCUCACUGAGCCUUUCCGUGGUGUUGCCACCCUGAUCCGUCAGAGUGAGCCUUUGCCUCCUUUCCUCAAGGUCCGCUCCAUGUUGAUUCUAGAGGAAUCUGGUCUCGCCAGGAUGUCAGGUCCGGCCUCUCAGACUGCUUUGCACACCUCUGCUUCCCGUCCACCGGCCUCCGUUGACUCCUCUCAGCAGCGCCCCACCUACCGCAGCGAUCAGGGCCACUCCAACCAUCGUUAUGGGUCAGGGCAAAAUCGCAAUUAUCAGGGUGGUUCUGGUAAACCUAGGAAGAAAGGUGGCUCCCGUUAUCCUGGAUCAUCUGGCUCCUCUGGUUCCUCUGCUGCAUCCCCUCCACCCUGGCGCCCACCACCGCAGGCAUCCUGGAAUCCAUGGGGUUGGGCUCCUCCCCCUGGUUGGGCUCCUUCCCCUUGGGGCAUGCCUCCUUGUCCUUACCCCACAUCUCAGUGGUCGCGUCCCAUGGGUGUUCCGCAGCAACCCGGCGUUUUAGGUCCGCGUCCUCAGGCCUACACCGCUACUGCUUCUCCAGCACCCACUGAUAUCGCUGCUGCCAUGCACACCAUGUCCUUGACUCCUCCAGACACCACGUGGUACAUGGACACUGGCGCCUCGUCCCAUACUGCGGCAUCUCAAGAAACUGCUAGUUGGUAG